Molecule: messenger RNA, 2723 nt
Organism: Oncorhynchus tshawytscha (Chinook salmon)
Lineage: Eukaryota; Metazoa; Chordata; Actinopteri; Salmoniformes; Salmonidae
Exons: 2
Coding region: 57-1514 (485 amino acids)
Biological process (GO): base-excision repair
Cellular component (GO): nucleus
Molecular function (GO): double-stranded DNA 3'-5' DNA exonuclease activity; DNA-(apurinic or apyrimidinic site) endonuclease activity; phosphoric diester hydrolase activity
Source: RefSeq, a predicted model, not a curated record
AGAAGACACACCUGGAUCAGCGCUACACAGAAUCCAACCUAGCAACACCAAGAACUAUGGCACAAUCUACAGGAAAUAGUCUCUCUAUCAUCACCUGGAACACUUGUGGUGUUAAACCAACAAAAGGCCUCCCAAAUAAGUUGAUUGAUAUAAUGAACUUUGGCAAGAAACAGAAAGCUGAUGUAAUCUUCCUUCAAGAAACUCAUAUUGGACCUAAAUGUUACAAUGAGAUAAAUGAAGUGAGAGGUUGGACCUCUUACUUUACCGUUUACUCUCCGAGGAGCAAAGGAGUGGCCAUACUGGUGAAUAAAAACAUACCACACUAUCAGUACAUCUGCAAUGAUGAAGAUUACGCUGGUGGCUACAUUGUCCUGUUCUGUCAGAUGUAUGGUCAACUCUUCACUCUUGUGAACGUGUACAAUCAUAAAGAAGACAAGCAAGUACUGGGGAGGCUGUCCCAGUAUCUUCAGGAUAUGAUAACAGGCAUCUUAGUGAUUGGAGGGGAUUUCAACACAGUCCUUGACCCUGACUUUGACAGGAUCUCUGCAUCUGAACAUAGACAGCACACAGCCUUGAGGCCUCAUCUGGAAGAGUUCAUCUCCUCACGGAAACUAGUGGACAUCUGGGCAAGUCUACACCCAAAUGAACAAGCCUUCACUCGCUCUCAGAACACCAGCCACUCCCGGUUAGAUAUGUUCUUCAUGCAACGGGACAAAGCCCCAUGUGCCCAGAGCUGUGAGAUUCACACUGUCCCAGGGAUUUCAGAUCACUACCCUGUGUCUCUGAAGAUCCAUGUUCCUGAAAUAAGAAGCAUGUUAACAGAUGUUCAUCAAAAGCUGAGGAUGUUAGGAGACAGCAAACUAAAAUACAAGACCAAAUUAGACAGAAGAGCAGGAAGAAUCAGUGGGGCAGAAGUCCUUGUGGCAAUGAAAUCCCUGACCGACUCAUCAAAUGGAUCAAGGGAAGAGGACCUCAUGGAAACAGAGAUAUUAAAGCAUGAAUACAAUGAAAUACUCAGGACGAAGAAAAUUCCAGAGGGAUUCAAUAUGUCACUGAACCGAAAGUACAAAAUAUUUGCCACAAUACUUGCCAACCGUCUGCAGAUAUACCUAGCACCCUUGUUCAGAGGAAGGAGCAAGACACCACCACAGAGCUUGCCAUGCAAAGUUUUCCUGGACAGGAAACCAUCGAUUAGUUGGGAAUUCUUAAAAAAAGCACUGAAGUCUGUUGGCAUAAUUCAGUCUCCCCCUAGAGACUUCACAAUCCUAAAGCAGGUGCUUCCUGAGGACUUGGGCAUCUUGUGGAAGUUACUCCCAAUGGUUGAAGGUUCUUGGGGUCACAAAAAAAAACUAAAGCAUCACUGCCCCCUCACCCCAGCUCUACUCCACCUGUGUCUGAAGUACAUGGAGCACCGAGUCCAGAAGACAGGCACAGUCCUUAGUGUUAGUCUUAGUGAGUCUUUUGAUACACAUGGAACAAGAGAAACAGCGUUCUGUGGACAAGCUGCUCUCUGAAAUCAGAAAGGAGUCUGGCCUGAGUUUGAAGGUAACAUUUUAAGCAGAAGAUGGACAUUCAAAUUCAAUGUUCUUAGAAAAAUAUUAGAAACUGGUAUUGUUCUCUAAAUGUGGAUAUGGCCUUCAGCUUCACAAUGAGAUAAAUAAAAUUACAUUAAAAUAUAAGGAACUACAUCCAUGAAGUGUUGAACCAGUGCUGUUCAGCAUAAACAAUCAAAUAAGAGGAAUUAGACUUCAUGUCCAGGGAUGUUGGAUAUCUGGUCCUAUACAUUACUACCUAUAUUAUUGUACAUUUAUUAUCAAACAAAUAGGUUAUUUAGAUGUAGGUGUUCAUGUUGCUGUAUUCAUGGUUGUAUAUCUGUCUUGAUAGGAAUAUAAAUAACUACUGUAGCUAUAUAUUAUACUGUACAGAUGUUUGAGGUAACCUAUGAUGUAUGAAGGAGAAGUGCUUCCAGGAGUGUACAAGUCACUGUGGUAUCAGGGCUCUUCCUGUCAGGUUUGAAGGGAAGACCCAGAUGCAGACAACGUCAAAUUAACAACAGUUUAAUAGUCCAACAGGGGCAGGCAAUAGACAGGUCAAUGGCAGGCAGGGGUCAGUAAACCAGAGGUUGGGCAAAGGUACAGGACGGCAGGCAGGAUCAAGGUCAGGCAAAGUGGUCGGGCAGGCGGGCUCAGAGUCAGGACAGACAAGGGUCAAAACCAGGAGAGCGAGAAAAAGAGAGACCGGGGAAAAGCAGACGCUGAGACAAAACCGCUGGUUGACUUGACAAACAAGACGAACUGGCACAGACAGACAGAAAACACAGGUAUAAAUACACAGGAGAUAAUGGGGAAGAUGGGCGACACCUGGAGGGGGGUGGAGACAAGGACAGGUGAAACAGAUCAGGGUGUGACAGUGCCAAACAAUAUUAUGUUCAAUGCACAGGAGUAUGUUCCUAAUGAGACCUCAAGGACCUCAGAUGACCUUGUGGUUUGAUCGGCCAUUGUAACCUGAGAAACCCAGUAGAAUAUUGAGCUGAGUUUAUAUUUUAUGUAUUUGGUGUGUAUUUGCAUGUUUGUGUAUUUGGUGUGUAUUUGCAUGUUUGUGUAUUUGGUGUGUAUUUGCAUGUUUGUGUAUUUGGUGUGUAUUUGCAUGUUUGUGUAUUUGGUGUGUAUUUGCAUGUUUGUGUAUUUGGUGUGUAUUUGCAUGUUUGUGUAUUUGGUGUGUAU